AGAGUUUAUGCGCUAUAGAUUUACGCAUCCAGUUUAAGUAAAAAAAUCUCACAGGUGUGUUAUUCUGUAAAUAAUGUGAAUCAAACAGUUGUAUUUUAAUAUUAUAGUUUAUUGGCAAAUACUAGCAGAGUUGACGCUGUUUUUGUAGCAGAAGUGUUAUUGCUGAUGCUUGCAUUCUGCUAUCAGUUUGUUUAUGACGUCAAAGCAGCUCAGCUUUGUGCAUUAAACACUGAGCAACAAGGUCUGACCUCCAGAUAACCCAUUACACUGGUAGAAAACUCAGAAUGAACACAGCAGUUAAUAAACACAAACAUUCCCCCACUGUACUGCUUGCUGUUCUUGUUAAUACCAGUUGUGUUUUAAAAGCAUCAUAUAAGUUUAGUUUCGGGGUGAUUCUUGCUUGCAGAAUUUGAAGUCUGCUGAUGCUACAGUUCAUAAAUAUAGGGCACACAAAUAGAGGCAGGGGUGAGGAAUUAAAACUAAGCAGGCGUAGAGAUCUACCGCCCUUUUUUCUAGCAGCACUUUGCAGCCUUUCUUAGAACAGCCUGAUUAAGUUAGUCAUCAAAGUGCCUUCCUUUAAAUAAAAUAAAGUGCGGUUAUUAUCUGGUUAUGCUUUCGGCAGGGUAUUUGGAAUAUAAAUUUAUGAUAAUUUCUAGGUUUAAAAAAAAAACCAGACAGCUGAGAGUUAAAGUUCUCAAUAUCUGAAUUCUUAAACCAGCAGUCAAUAACUAAACCCAGUUUCCUGCGUUUACCAUUGAGACAAAAAGCACUUGAAUUUUGAGGUACGUGGGCAUGGGAAAGGUUGGUGUGCAUGCAUUCUUAUUAUUUGUUUAUUUAGCAGACGCCUUUAUCCAAGGCGGCUUACGUAGACGACCCCCUCAGGUAGGGGCACCCUCCUUCAACCCCGAGUCCCACGCCCCACAGUCCGCAGACAUGAGGGGUCUCUGGAGUGCGGUCCUGCUGUUCCCGCUGCGUUUGGUCUUGCACUUGGCUUCGCUGUCGUACUGGACACUGGUCUACGGCACCUCCGCUCUGACUGCUGGCCUGGUUCUCCCCGUGCUGGCCUGGAGAGCCGUCUGGAGCCCUCGCAGGACCCUCUACUGGAGAGUGAGGCAGGAGCGGCCAGCUUGCUUGCAAGAACCCUGUCUGGGAGAGCACUGCUACGUCAGGGCGAAGAGCUCUGGGCUGCGCUUGCACUACGUGACGGCUGGAGACACAACCAAACCCCUCAUGCUGCUGCUGCAUGGAUUCCCUGAGAUCUGGUACUCCUGGCGCUACCAGCUGCGCCAGUUCAAGAGUGACUUCCAGACUGUGGCCCUGGACCUGCGAGGCUACGGGGACUCUGACACCCCCUCUGGACGGGAGGACUACAAGCUGGACAAGCUGCUCGGAGACGUGAAGGACAUCAUUGAAGCUCUGGGGUACAGGAGCUGCGUUCUGGUGGGUCACGACUGGGGGGGCACCCUGGCCUGGCACUUCGCCAUCAACCAGCCCAAGAUGGUGCGCAGACUCAUCGUGAUGAGCGCACCCCACCCCUCCUUCUGGCAGGAGUAUGUUUUCCGGCAUCCCACUCUCCUGAUGAAGUGCAGCCACCUGUUCUUCUUCCAGACCCCCUUCCUCCCGGAGCUGGCACUCAGGCUGGGGGACUGCGAGGUUGUGCGGAGGUUGCUGGUGGGCCAGCGGGUCGGGAUUCAGAAUCAGGCUCAGCGCCUCACAGAGCAGGAAAUGGAGGCUUACCUAUACAGCCUGUCCCAGCCCGGGGGGCUUACUGGACCACUGCACCACUACCGCAACCUCUUCAGCAGCGCCCCUUUGAGGUGCCAGGAUGUGAACGUCCCCACUCUAUUGAUCUGGGGAGAAAGGGACGCACUGCUGGGGCAGGAUCUCGCCCAGUGGUCAGGCUCUUACGUGAGGAGCACCUUCAGCCUGAGAGUGGUCUCGGGUUCGAGUCACUGGGUCCAGCAGGACCAGCCCGAUGCUGUCAACAAACUGAUGCAGGCGUUCCUCCAGGAGAACAGAUGAUGGCAACACCAACCACAAGGGGGCACUGUGUGGGAAACACACAACCUUUACUGUGGGGCAGCUGCUUCUGUUUUUUUUUUUUUUUUUUUUUUUUAGGUUAUCUGGUUUUUAGAUUUUGGGGGUCUGGGAAAGAACUGCGAACGUGCCUUAAAUUGUGUUUAUCCAUAAUCUGGAACACAGAUUGGAAGAUCUAAUAAGUGGUUGUAAAUGUGAUUGAUAAAUGCUGUCAGAGAAGGUUUAAGUACGACAGAAUCUCCCAGCGAUUCUGAAAUACAGGCUGAGAGAGAGAGAGAGAGAGACAUUUUUCUGAAAGAAUGCAUGGAGGACUGUCUAAUUUGAUCUAUUUUAUUGAUUUUUUUCAAAUGGGAGACUUGAAGAUCGUACAGUUAUUUUUAAAUGUUAUUAUAUGAA
Polyodon spathula (Mississippi paddlefish) is the source of this 2433-nucleotide messenger RNA. RefSeq names its product epoxide hydrolase 4-like. NCBI's taxonomy places the organism in Eukaryota, Metazoa, Chordata, Actinopteri, Acipenseriformes, Polyodontidae. The record is from RefSeq and is a predicted model, not a curated record. Gene Ontology annotation, molecular function: hydrolase activity. The transcript is spliced from 7 exons. The coding region runs from base 793 to 2022 and encodes 409 amino acids.